Messenger RNA from Phalaenopsis equestris, 1999 nucleotides. Its product is annotated as putative transporter arsB. Gene Ontology annotation, biological process: transmembrane transport; arsenite transport. The coding region runs from base 236 to 1792 and encodes 518 amino acids. The transcript is spliced from 3 exons. The record is from RefSeq and is a predicted model, not a curated record. Gene Ontology annotation, molecular function: arsenite transmembrane transporter activity. Gene Ontology annotation, cellular component: membrane. Lineage: Eukaryota; Viridiplantae; Streptophyta; Magnoliopsida; Asparagales; Orchidaceae.
UGUACCGUAUCCGCAAAAUGCUUCCAUGUCUUCCAUGUCCCAAGUUCUGGAUCGCCCUCCUUUUCAAUCUUCUAAACACUCAGAAUGCGCAAAAGAAAUUUCUUCUUCAAUCGAAAGAGAAGAUGCAGCAGAGGAGGGUGGACAUGUUAAUGAAUGCAGUUGCAGGUCUUCCUCCUGAUUUCAUGAAACCUCAAGAAACCGCACACUCUUUUUCUCUGCAAUCGUAAAGUAAAAAAUGAUGGCUAUGGCGCAUACUGCAAGGCUAAUCUUAGGUUCUAUAGCCUUUGCCAUUUUCUGGAUUCUGGCUGUUUUCCCCGCAGUUCCCUUCCUUCCUAUAGGAAGAACAGCAGGCUCUCUUUUAGGCGCCAUGCUUAUGGUCCAUUUCCAGGUUAUAACUCCAGAUGAAGCUUUUGCUGCCAUCGAUCUCCCCAUUCUCGGCCUCCUCUUCGGAACAAUGGUAGUCAGCGUCUUCCUCGAAAGGGCGGACAUGUUCAAACAUCUAAGCAAAUUACUCGCAUGGAAAAGCAGAGGUGGUAAGGAUUUGCUCUGUCGAAUAUGCAUUAUUUCAGCUAUUUCGAGUGCCCUAUUCACCAACGACACUUGCUGUGUUGUUCUCACCGAGUUCAUCCUAAAGGUUUCUCGUCAGAACAAUCUGCCUCCUAAGCCAUUUCUGCUCGCCUUAGCAUCCAGCGCAAACAUUGGAUCAGCCACGACUCCAAUAGGUAACCCUCAAAACCUAGUUAUAGCAGUUCGAAGCAAAAUCAAUUUUAAAAAGUUCUUGUUCGGUAUUCUUCCUGCAAUGGUGGUUGGUGUUGUUGCCAACAUUUCCAUUCUCCUCAUUUACUUCUCCAAGUUGCUGUCGAUUGAGAAAUUUGAAGAGGUGGAAUCAGUGGCUGAGAUUAUUCCUGAAGAUGAUGUUACUCUCCACCGGUUUUCUCCUGCAACAAUGUCGCACUUGAAUUGUUUGCCUCAUCCAGAUUUGUUUGACGGAAAUGAUGCUGUUAUUCAGUGCUCAUCAUGCAAGGAGUAUGGGCGUGGAGAUAAUCUAAGGAAUAGAGCGAGUAUUAGUGAAAAUGAAAUGCUAUUAGGCGCAAAUGUGAGGAGUAGUAGCAGGGUGAAUUGUGCGUCGAGUAGUUGUAUCACUCAGGCAUUGAAUGACAAGGAUUGCUCCAUUCAAAGAUGGAAGGACCUUUUGUGGAAUUCAUGUGUCUAUAUUGUGACAGUAGGAAUGCUCGUAUCUCUUCUAAUGGGGUUUAACAUGUCCUGGAGUGCUAUUUCUGCUGCUCUAGCUUUGAUUGUGCUUGAUUUCAAGGAUGCAAGGCCUUGUCUUGAGAAGGUAUCAUAUUCUUUGUUGAUAUUCUUUUGCGGGCUGUUUAUAACCGUUGAUGGAAUCAACAAAACUGGCUUACCAAGUGCCCUUUGGGAGUUCAUGGAACCCUUUGCACGCAUUGACACUAUAGAAGGGGUUGCAGUUCUAGCUCUGGUUAUUCUUUUUCUUUCAAAUGUUGCCUCCAACGUGCCCACGGUUCUGCUUCUGGGUGCUCGGGUAGCAGCUUCAGCCGCAGCUAUAUCUCCGGCUGAAGAGACGAGAGCUUGGCUCAUAUUAGCCUGGGUGAGCACUGUGGCUGGAAAUCUUUCGCUGCUGGGAUCUGCAGCUAACUUGAUCGUUUGUGAGCAAGCCAGAAGAGCACAAUUUAGUUAUAAUCUCUCAUUUUUUGGCCAUCUACGGUUUGGGCUCCCAUCAACUCUUAUCAUCACUAUGGUUGGCUUGUUUCUCAUUAGGAGUUAUUGAACGGUUUCAUUGUGGCUCAUCCCCUCUUGUAUCCUAAAGUUUAUUCUUUCGAAUGGAAAACAUUAAUAAGUUGUAUGAUAUAUUCGUACGUCUUUGGCUUCGAGGAAAAAUUUUUGUGUUCAUUGUUCAGAAACUUCUGUGUCCGGACAAUAGCAGCGAUGUACUGAUCGCGGGGGUUUUUAUUUUCCUUCUCAAUUGCGAUUAAUG